This is a messenger RNA of Oncorhynchus masou masou (cherry salmon), 736 nucleotides long. Its product is annotated as DDB1- and CUL4-associated factor 5-like. The coding region runs from base 242 to 637 and encodes 131 amino acids. The record is from RefSeq and is a predicted model, not a curated record. The transcript has 3 exons. Gene Ontology annotation, cellular component: cytoplasm; Cul4-RING E3 ubiquitin ligase complex. Lineage: Eukaryota; Metazoa; Chordata; Actinopteri; Salmoniformes; Salmonidae. Gene Ontology annotation, molecular function: protein binding.
CACGGAAACGGCACUGCUGCUAACAACGACAACAACAGCAUUACGCUCGGGGAUAUCUCCCUUCGUAGGUUAGAGACAGACGGAUUGCAUAUAUGAACUUGGAAACAUGUACAAUUUUCGGGGUAAUGAAGCGCACAAUAUCGGGUAAAGUUCAAGUUCAAAAGUUGGUGAGGAAUUGCAAGCUAUCUUUCUGCUGUGUUUUAGCUAAGCAGGCUAACUAGCUAGCGGCUCCAGGGAAAAAAUGAAGGAGGUGAAGGGUUGCGGUAUGCGGUCCUCUGUUGGCUUUCUGUCUCAGAGAAGGCUUUUCGGGAACCCGCUGAUGAAGGAAGAAUUUCAGAGACUCCGGUUGGCAGGAUGCACAAGCCUUUACAAGAAAGAUAUGCUGGGACAUUUCGGGUGUGUAAACGCCAUAGAGUUUUCCAACAAUGGAGGGGAAUACCUUGUGUCCGGAGGGGAUGACCGCAGAGUGCUGCUGUGGGAUAUGGAGAGAGUCCUCCAUGCUCGCUCGGCCAAGCCUCUCAUACUGAAGGGAGAACACCUCUCCAACAUCUUCUGCCUGGCCUUCGACAGCACCAACAAGAAGGUGUUCUCUGGGGGUAACGACGAACAGGUCAUCCUUCAUGAUGUAGAGCAGUGAGUAUAUUAUAAGUCUUCAUCAGUGUGUACCGACACUGGAAUCAGUCUUCUGCCUCUCGUUCCACCCCAUCUCCCUGUACCUGCCUCUCGUUCCACCCCA